Molecule: messenger RNA, 1056 nt
Organism: Trichoplax adhaerens
Lineage: Eukaryota; Metazoa; Placozoa; Uniplacotomia; Trichoplacea; Trichoplacidae
Exons: 12
Coding region: 1-1056 (351 amino acids)
Biological process (GO): apoptotic process
Cellular component (GO): mitochondrial ribosome; mitochondrial small ribosomal subunit
Molecular function (GO): structural constituent of ribosome
Source: RefSeq, a predicted model, not a curated record
AUGGCUUGCAGCGACGAGAUUUGGAACUUUGCAAGAACCCUUUCAACCUCAAUCGCGGCUAACAAUGCAACAGUUACCAUGCAACAACCCUCUGAUGGGGAUGAACAUCAAGCCAGCGUAGAGCGAGAAUCAAACGCCACUUCCCUUUCGAUCCAUGUAUUACAUGACAUAGAGCACAUAGGUCAAUUUUACACUGUUCGACAAGAUGAUAUGGAUGCUGUACUAGCUAAAGCAUUACCAAGGCGACUGACAAGUUUCUCAAAAGUAAUUGGAUCGGCUGAUAUCAUGAUAAGAGAUCCGGCAAUAGAUAUUAUAAAUCAAUUAAAGAAGAGAUCACCCGAUGAACAACCGUUAAAGUUUAUUAUUGGUGGUAGAGACGGUACUGGUAAAACCGUAACAUUAGCUCAUGUGAUUCACUACUGUUAUCGAUCUAAUUGGUUUAUUUUACACGUUCCAAGUGUAUAUAAGUGGAUCAGUCCGAAUUGCGAAGUUAAACGAUCACAUCGCAGAAAAAAAUUUUGGGACCAGAUAGACCAUGCUUGUGAAUGGCUAAAACUAUGUAAAUCAAUCAAUAAACAUCUAAUUGGAAAUAUGUUUAUAAAGGAGACAUUUCAUUAUGGUCGAGGUGACAAAUUCGUGAAAGGCGAUAGUCUAGCUAAAGUAAUUGAACAAGGCCUGUUAAAAUCGGAGUUUUCUGUGGACGUAGUGGAAUGUAUUUUACAGGAACUUGCAACCCAAAAUGAAAUCCCAGUGUUGUAUGCUGUUGAUGAAUACAAUGCCUUUUUCGGAAAAAGUGCGGUCCAAGACUGGGAUAAAAAAAAUCGCAAUGGAGCAUAUGUCAUGGCGAUUUCACGUACUGGUGCACCAAGAACACAUUGCUAUACUGCUAAGCAAUUAUUACCCGGCGUAGGUAUGAAACGUAGUGAGCCGUAUAGCCCCAAGGUUGUAUCCAAUCUUACUAAGGAAGAAGUCAAAACAUUUAUUCAUUAUUAUAAAAUGAAGUCUUGGCUAAACUGUCGUAAGACGUUAUGUAUUGAUUUUCACAUUUCAAAAUAA